AUGGAGGCGGCGGAGGCGGAGGCGAUCGCGUUGCAAAUUCAACGCGACCUCAAUGAGGAAGCCGACAAUCUCCGCCGGGAUCGGCGAAUGGCGAUUUCGGUCUACGUGUUCUACGGCUUCUGCCUGGUCGGCUUCACCGCCUGUCAGAUCGCUCUUCUCGCCCUCUACAGAGACGACUGGGAAAGAAGUUGCGAUAUCGGCGUAAAAGUAUGGAGCUUGGUGUGGCUGACGCGGAUGAUUGUGCAACUUGUUUGCAACACGGCGGUGACUGCGUGGCGCAUGCGGGCGGGCGCCUCGGUGCCUUGCGCCAUGAUGAUCCUCCCGCGCCUCGUGCACGCAUUCGGCUUCACUUGGUGGCUUCUCGGAGUGGACCAACUCUACUUCGAACCGCACUGUGGAGAGCCGACGCUCGCGCGCACGGUGUCGCAGGUCAUGUUCUGGGUUACAGGCACCGUCUACUUGAUUCCCGUCAUCGUGUACACACUCAUCUGCGUGUGCCUGCCGUGCAUCAUUUAUUUCAUGGUUCGCUUCGCGGUGCGCCCGGCGGAUCGACAGCCCACGCCGCCUUCGCUCGUGCAACAGCUGGAAGUCAAGACCUAUCGCGACUUGAUUGAGAAUCUUCGGCGCCAGUACACUCUCGACACGCACGAGGUGGAUAUACAGCAGGAGCGGCGGCCGCUGCCAAGUUUGUCUCUGGAAACGGUGAUUGAUGGCGUGUCCAAUUUGUUGACGCCGGGGGCGAGCUCCGGGUCCCCUGGGGCCCUCUCGGCGGGCGCGGGCCACGGCGCCGUGGGCUCCACGACCGCGGUCGGAGUCCAGCGGGCGCAGGCGGGCGUGGGCGCGGGAGGGCCCAGGGGCCUCGAGAUCGGCGGAGACAGUGGGGCGAGCGCCUCGGGCUUGCUCUCGCGACAGUCGAUUUCCAUCAACAGAGCGUGCCCGAUUUGUAUGGUGGAUCUCGAUGACGAAGACGAGGUUCUCAUCAUGCCGUGCGACAACCGUCAUUUCUUCCACAAAGCCUGCGUCGAACACUGGCUAGAGACGAGCCAAGCAUGCCCCAUUUGCCGAGCGAACAUCGUGAACAUCCUCACGGGGACCCCGUCAGACCCCGCCUUGCUCCCGGUAGACCAGAGAGAUCUGGAAAUGCAGAUUUAA
This is a messenger RNA of Neospora caninum, 1152 nucleotides long. RefSeq names its product putative zinc finger (C3HC4 RING finger) protein. Bases 1 to 1152 code for a protein of 383 amino acids. The transcript is spliced from 8 exons. Gene Ontology annotation, molecular function: zinc ion binding. Lineage: Eukaryota; Apicomplexa; Conoidasida; Eucoccidiorida; Sarcocystidae. The record is from RefSeq and is a predicted model, not a curated record.